AUGUCAUGGAACCCCCAGUACCGGAGCUCCAAGUUCCGCCACGUCUUUGGCAAACCAGCCAGCAAGGAGAACUGCUACGACUCUGUGCCCAUCACCCACAGCGUCCAAGACAAUCAUUUCUGCGCUGUGAACCCCCACUUCAUUGCAGUCGUGACUGAGUGUACUGGUGGGGGUGCCUUCCUCGUCAUCCCCUUGCACCAGACAGGAAAGUUGGACCCCCACUACCCGAAGGUCUGCGGGCACAGAGGGAAUGUCUUAGAUGUCAAAUGGAACCCUUUCAAUGAUUUUGAGAUCGCCUCCUGUUCUGAAGAUGCCACGAUUAAAAUCUGGGACAUCCCCAAGCAGCUGCUGACCAAGAACCUCACAGCCUUCAGGAAAGAGCUGGUGGGCCAUGCCCGCAAAGUGGGCCUGGUGGAGUGGCACCCCACAGCUGCCAACAUCCUCUUCAGCUCCGGCUAUGACUACAAGGUGAUGGUCUGGAACCUGGAUUCAAAGGAGUCUGUAAUCAUGAGCCCCGUGAAGACAAUUAACUGUCACCAAGACGUGAUCCUCUCCAUGUCCUUCAACACCAAUGGCAGCCUGUUGGCCACCUCGUGUAAAGACCGCAAGAUUCGGAUUCUAGACCCCCGAGCAGGGACCGUCCUCCAGGAAGCCAACUAUAAAGGGCACCGGGCCAACAAAGUGCUAUUCCUGGGGAACCUGAAGAAGCUGCUGUCCACAGGCACAUCCCGGUGGAACAACCGUCAGAUGGCCCUCUGGGACCAGGAUGACCUCUCUGUGCCUGUCACAGAGGUGGACCUCGAUGGCUCCUCAGGUGUGCUGUUUCCCUUCUAUGAUGUGGACACCAACAUGCUCUACGUGGUGGGGAAGGGAGACAGGAACAUCCACUACUAUGAGAUCAGUGCCAACAAACCUCACCUGAACUACCUGACGGAGUACCACUCCUAUAAUCCACAGAAGGGGAUCGGUGUUAUGCCAAAGAGAGGUCUCGACGUGUCCUCCUGUGAGAUCUUCCGUUUCUACAAGUUGAUCACAACCAAAAGCCUCAUCGAGCCCGUAUCUAUGAUUGUACCCCGACGGUCAGAAUCCUACCAAGAGGACAUCUACCCGCCCACGGCCAGUGCCCAGCCCUCUCUGACAGCCCAGGAGUGGCUCAGUGGGAUGAAUAAAGAGCCCGUCCUGAUGUCCCUUAGGCCUGGUGCCGAGCCUCUGAGCCCGCAGCCUCUGCCCUCAGAGAGAACCCUCUCCGUGCCCACGGCCCCCACCUCGCCUCAUCUCUUCAACCAGACAGAAAGGCUGGUUGCAGAGGAUGGCCGGAGGCCCUUCUCCCUGCUAGAGGAGAAGGCGCCCAGGUGGGCGGCAGAAUACAGACAGGAAGAGAAGAAAACCUGGCUUUCAGAUGGCUUUGACAUCUUCGAAUGCCCCCCACCAAAGACAGAGAAUGAGCUGCUGCAGAUGUUCUAUCGGCAACAAGAUGAGAUCCGAAGGCUCCGGGAGCUGGUGACCCAGCGCGAGGUCCAGGCCAAACAGUUGGAACUGGAGAUCAGAAACUUGCGUAUGAGCUCACCGAGGCUCUGA
This is a messenger RNA of Budorcas taxicolor (takin), 1578 nucleotides long. It is a transcript of the gene CORO2A, whose product is annotated as coronin 2A. Gene Ontology annotation, biological process: actin filament organization. The record is from RefSeq and is a predicted model, not a curated record. The transcript is spliced from 11 exons. NCBI's taxonomy places the organism in Eukaryota, Metazoa, Chordata, Mammalia, Artiodactyla, Bovidae. The coding region runs from base 1 to 1578 and encodes 525 amino acids. Gene Ontology annotation, molecular function: actin filament binding.